AUGGGGAAGCACUGGCUUCCACACCCAAGCCUGGCGGUGCUGCUGCUGCUUCUGCUGCUCACAGACACCUCCACAUCACAAAAUCCAAUCUACAUGGUGUUGGUUCCGUCCUUGCUCCACACGGGCACCCCUGAGAAGGGCUGCCUUCUCCUCAGCUAUCUAAACGAGACGGUGUCUGUGAGUGCUUUCAUGGAGUCUGUCCAGGGAAAUCAGAGCCUCUUCACUGACCUCGUGGUUGACAGGGACUUAUUCCAGUGUGUCACCUUCACUAUCCCACAGUCUUUGUCCAAUGAGGUGGUGUUCCUCACUGUCCAAGUAAAAGGACCAACUCAGGAAUUCAGGAAGCGGAACACAGUGCUAACUAAGAAUAAAGAGAGUCUGAUCUUUGUCCAGACUGACAAACCUGUCUACAAACCAGAGCAGACAGUGAAAUUUCGUGUUGUCUCAUUGGAUAACCAUUUUCACCCCCUUAAUGAAUUGAUUCCUCUACUGUACAUUCAGGACCCCAAUGGAAAUCGCAUUGAACAAUGGCAGAGUUUCAAGUUAGAGCGUGGCCUCAAACAGUUGUCCUUCCCCCUCUCCUCAGAGCCCCCUGAGGGCUCCUACAAGGUGGUGGUAUGGACAGAAACAGGCAGGACUGUAGAGCACUCCUUCUCCGUGGAGGAAUUUGUGCUUCCCAGGUUUGAAGUGAAAGUGACCGUGCCAAAGACAAUCACCAUCAUGGAAGAAGAGAUCCAUGUGUUGGUGUGUGGCACAUACACCUAUGGGAAACCUGUUCCAGGACACGUGACUGUGAACAUUUGCAGAAAGUACAGUCAUCCUUCUAACUGCUUUGGUGAAGAGUCCAUGGCUUUCUGUGAGACAUUCAGUCAUCAGCUAAAUGACGAUGGCUGCUUCUCACAGCUAGUGGAAACCAAGGCUUUCCAGCUAAAGAGGAAAGAGUAUGAGAUGCAACUUGAAGUGAAUGCCAAGAUCCAAGAACACGGAACAGAUGUGGAAGGAACUGGAAAAGGGUUCACUAAAAUCACAAGAAUCUUAACCAACCUGUCAUUUGUGAAUGUGGACCCACAUUUCAGACCAGGAAUCCCAUUUGUUGGACAGGUGCGCUUGGUGGAUGGGGAAGGCAUCCCUAUCCCACAUGAAAUGGUCUUUAUUGAAGCAGAUGAAGCAAACCAUCACUCAAAUGCUACCACUGGGGAGAAUGGCCUGAUGCGGUUCUCCAUCAUCACCGACGACAUCAUAGGCACCUCCCUCACUGUCAGGGCCAAAUACAAGGAUAACCAUGUCUGUUAUGGAUUCAGAUGGUUGACAGGAGAGAAUGUAGAGGCACAGCACACUGCCAACGCCGUUUUCUCGCCAAGCAAAAGCUUUGUGCAUCUGGAAUCCAUAGCUGGUAAACUGCCCUGUGACCAAACACAGCGGAUCCAGGCGCAUUAUAUUCUCAAUGGAGAGGCUGUGCUGGAGAUGAAGGAGCUGGUCUUCUAUUACCUGAUAAUGGCAAAGGGGGGCAUUAUCCGAUCGGGGACUCACACACUGCCUGUGGAGCGGGGAGACACGAAAGGCCAUUUCUCCAUAUUCAUACCGGUGGAGACAGACCUGGCUCCUGUAACUCGAUUGCUCCUUUUUAUCAUUCUGCCUGAUGGAGAAAUCGUUGCAGAUACUGUCAAAUAUGAGAUUGGAAACUGCCUGGACAACAAGGUGAAUUUGAUCUUCAGUAAAAGCAAAGGUCUUCCGGCCUCUCGCGCCCUCCUUAGCGUCACAGCUUUUCCUCAUUCCCUCUGCGCUCUGCGAGCUGUGGACCAAAGUGUGCUGCUCAUGAAGCCUGAGGCGGAGCUCUCUGCGUCCUCGGUUUAUGAUCUGCUACCAGUGAAAGACCUCACUGGCUUCCCUGAGGGCGCAGAUCUGGAGGAAGAAGACAGCAAAGACUGUAUCAGGCAAAACAACAUGUACAUUAAUGGCAUCCUGUAUUCCCCAGUACAGAAUACAAAUGAAGAGGAUAUAUAUGACUUCCUAAAGGACAUGGGGUUGAAGGUAUUCACCAACUCAGAUAUCCGUAAACAUAAGAUCUGUGAACAGCCCGAAGAAAUCACAAAAGUACCAACUGCAUAUCAACUCUUAAGCCACAAUCCUGUGGAGGAUAUUCUAGAGGCGUUUGAGUAUCCCCAGGAGACUAUACGAAAAUACUUCCCUGAGACAUGGAUCUGGGAUUUGGUGGUUGUGGACUCAACUGGAAUGGCUGAAAUAGAAAUGACGGUCCCUGACACCAUCACUACGUGGAAGGCUGGGGCCUUCUGCUUGUCCAGUGAUGCUGGUUUGGGCCUGUCUCCCAUAACCCAAUUCCAAGCCUUCCAGCCCUUCUUCUUGGAGCUCGAAAUGCCCUACUCUGUGAUCCGUGGAGAAUCCUUCAAGCUCAAGGCCACCGUGCUAAACUAUCUCCAAAUGUGUAUCCAGGUUACUGUGCACCUAGAGGCCUCUCCUGAUUUCUUAACUGCGCCAUUGCAGAAGGCACGAGAGUCUCACUGCGUCUGUGUGAAUGAGCGUCACACUGUCUCCUGGAUAAUAACCCCAAAGUCAUUAGGAAAUGUGAAUUUCACUGUGAGUGCGGAGGCACUCAAUUCUCAGGAGCGAUGUGGGAAUGUAGUACCAGUGGUCCCUGAGCAUGGAAAGAAAGACACAGUCAUCAAGUCCCUGUUGGUUGAACCUGAAGGUCUAGAAAAUGAAGUGACAUUCAACAGCGUGCACUGUCCAGAGGGUGCUAAGCUGUCUGAACAAAUAUCCCUGAAGCUGCCACCAGAUGUGGUAGAGGACUCUGCCCAAGCCUCCGUCACAGUUUUGGGAGAUAUAUUGGGUACUGCCAUGCAAAACACAGAGGAUCUCCUUGAGAUGCCCUAUGGCUGUGGAGAACAGAAUAUGGCUCUGUUUGCUCCUAAUAUCUAUGUCCUGGAUUAUCUGAAUGUAACACAACAGCUGACCCAGGAGAUCAAGGACAAAGCCAUUGACUAUCUGAAAGUGGGGUACCAAAGACAGUUAAACUACAAGCACCAAGAUGGUGCCUAUAGCACCUUUGGGGAUAAAUCUGGCAGGAAUGAUGCCAGUACCUGGCUUACAGCCUUUGUACUGAAGAGUUUUGCUCAGGCUCAAAACUAUAUCUUCAUCCAUGAAGCACUUAUCACCCAAGCUGUCCUCUGGCUUUCCCAUCAGCAGAACGACAAUGGCUGUUUCAGGAGCUCCGGGGCUCUGAACAACAAUGCAAUAAAGGGAGGAGUAGAAGAUGAAGUCACCUUGUCUGCCUAUGUCACCAUCGCUCUCCUGGAGAUGUCUCUCCCUAUCACUCACAUUGUUGUCCGCAAUGCCCUCUUUUGCCUAGACACAGCCUGGAAGUCAGCAAAGAAAGGAGCCCAUGGCAGCCAUGCCUAUACUAAGGCACUGUUGGCCUAUGCGUUUGCCCUUGCUGGGAACCAGGACAUGAGAAAAGAGAUACUGGAAUCACUUGAUGAGGAAGCUGUGAAAGAAGACAAUUCCAUCCACUGGACAAGACCUCAGAAACACAUGUUGCCAGUGGGUUUUUGGUUCCAACCUCAGGCUUCCUCUGCUGAGGUAGAGAUGACUGCCUACGUGCUCCUGGCCUAUCUCACCAUCCAGCCAACUCCAGACGAAGAGGAUCUGACUACUGCAAUGCUCAUCAUGAGAUGGCUCACAAAGCAGCAGAAUUCCAACGGUGGCUUCUCCUCCACUCAGGACACAGUGGUGGCUUUGCAGGCUUUAUCCAAAUAUGGAAUAGCUACUUUCACAGGAGCUAAGAAAGCUGCACAGGUGACCAUCUAUUCUUCAGAUUUAUUUUCUACAAAAUUCCAAGUGAACAAUGGCAACCAGUUGUUAUUACAGAGAGUCUCAUUGCCGACUGUGCCUGGGGAUUACACCACAGAGGUGACAGGAGAAGGGUGUGUGUACCUUCAGACAUCCUUGAAAUACAAUGUCCAACCAGAAGAAAAGGGGUUCCCAUUUGCUUUAGUGGUGCAAACUCUGCCUCAUAUUUGUCAUGAUCACAAACCUCACACCAGCUUCCAGAUCUUACUUAACAUCAGUUACAUUGGAAGCCGUUUUAAUUCCAACAUGGCAAUUGCUGAUGUGAAGAUGGUAUCUGGCUUCAUCCCCUUGAAACCAACAGUGAAGAUGCUUGAAAUAUCUAUGGAUGUGAGCCGGACAGAAGUCAGCAAUGAUCACGUCUUGAUUUACAUGGAGAAGGUGUCAAGUGAAAUGAUAAACUUGUCCUUCAUGGUUCAGCAAGAUAUUCUAAUAAGAGACUUAAAGCCAGCCAUAGUGAAGGUCUAUGAUUACUAUGAGAAAGAGGAGUUUGCAGUUGCUGAGUACAGUGCUCCUUGCCACAAAGGAUUCCAUGAUGAACCUACUGUGAAUAUGAAGUACCCAUCUCCAUCAUAUGUUGUUGAACUUUGUCUGAACUAUGAGGGGAACCUUGUGAAUGCUUGCAUCAACCAUUCUGAGGAAACAGAGAAUACUGUCUCAUUUGGUGACACAUCUGAGGACUUCCUGUCCUACCUGGAGGACACCACAUCUGAUUCCAGCUCAAAACUAUGGGAUGAUAGUGUGGAGGCUGCGAUGGAGGAUGUAUUGUGGUUCCUGGAGGAUACCAACUGCAAUGAGACCCCAGGACCGUAG
Molecule: messenger RNA, 4677 nt
Organism: Peromyscus californicus insignis
Lineage: Eukaryota; Metazoa; Chordata; Mammalia; Rodentia; Cricetidae
Product: alpha-2-macroglobulin-like
Exons: 37
Coding region: 1-4677 (1558 amino acids)
Cellular component (GO): extracellular region
Molecular function (GO): endopeptidase inhibitor activity
Source: RefSeq, a predicted model, not a curated record